AUGCAGGCUUGUAGUGGAUCUGCUGUUAUGGGUUCUACUCAACUGCCAGUUUGGACAAAGGGAUCUGUUUUUCCUUUAAAAGGGCUUGGUAUGGGUGGAUGCUCAAACCAUGUUAAAUUUAGUUCAGUUAAACCCUGCCGAUCAUCUCAGCUUGAAGGGAACUUAGUCAGUGGGAGGCCACCCACUUCUGUGCUUGUUUCUGUGCCUGAAAUUGGAGGUGCUGGGAGUAUCUUUGCAGACUAUAACUUGAGUGAAUCUGAUCCUGAGGUUCGUACCAUUAUUGACAAAGAGAAGAACCGCCAAUUUAGAAGCUUGGAACUUAUUGCUUCAGAGAAUUUCACGUCUCGAGCAGUGAUGGAAGCAGUUGGUUCUUGUUUAACUAAUAAAUACUCCGAAGGGCUACCAGGCAAAAGGUACUACGGUGGCAAUGAGUACAUUGAUGAACUUGAAGUUCUCUGUCAAAAGAGAGCUCUAGCAGCAUUUAGUUUGGAUGCAACGAAAUGGGGUGUAAAUGUUCAACCAUUAUCUGGUUCUCCAGCUAAUUUUGAGGUUUACACCGCAAUUCUUAAUCCACAUGACCGCAUAAUGGGAUUGGAUUUACCUCAUGGAGGACAUUUAUCCCACGGGUUCAUGACUCCUAAGAGAAGGGUGUCAGGCACUUCUAUUUAUUUUGAAUCCAUGCCCUAUCGGCUUGAUGAAUCUACAGGCCUCGUGGACUAUGAUAUGCUUGAGAAAACAGCUACCCUCUUUCGACCAAAACUUAUUAUUGCUGGUGCUAGUGCUUAUCCUCGAGAUUUUGACUAUCCACGCAUGAGAAAGAUAGCAGAUGCUGUUGGUGCUUUUCUCAUGAUGGAUAUGGCUCACAUUAGUGGACUUGUUUCUGCUUCUGUUGUUGCUAAUCCUUUUGAGUAUUGUGACAUUGUAACUACCACAACACACAAGUCUCUCAGGGGUCCUAGAGGCGGCAUGAUCUUUUUCAGGAAGGAUCCUAUUCUGGGAGUUGAUCUAGAAUCUGCCAUUAACAAUGCUGUUUUCCCAGGUUUACAGGGAGGUCCACAUAACCACACGAUUGGUGGACUUGCUGUUUGUUUGAAAAAUGCAAAAUCACCGGAGUUCAAGGCUUAUCAAAACAAGGUGGUCUCUAAUUGUAGAGCUCUUGCAAGCCGCUUGAUGGAGUUGGGAUACACACUGGUCUCGGGAGGCAGUGAUAACCAUCUAGUUCUUGUGGACCUCCGGCCCUUGGGAAUCGAUGGUGCUAGAGUGGAGAAAAUUCUUGAUAUGGCAUCCAUCACCCUGAACAAAAAUUCAGUACCUGGUGAUAAAAGUGCACUAGUACCUGGUGGAAUACGCAUAGGAUCACCCGCUUUGACUACCAGAGGUUUCGGUGAAGAUGAGUUCGUGUCAGUUGCAGACUUUAUUCACGAGGGUGUGCAAAUUACUCUAGAAGCUAAGAAAUCUGUCUCUGGCUCUAAACUUCAAGAUUUUAUGAAAUUUGUGACAUCUCCGGACUUCCCAUUGAUUGACCGUGUGUUGGAUCUGCAAAGAAGAGUCGAGGCAUUUACAACCCAAUUCCCAUUGCCUGGCUUGUAA
This is a messenger RNA of Fraxinus pennsylvanica, 1590 nucleotides long. NCBI's taxonomy places the organism in Eukaryota, Viridiplantae, Streptophyta, Magnoliopsida, Lamiales, Oleaceae. The record is from the annotation of a GenBank genome assembly.